Molecule: messenger RNA, 1344 nt
Organism: Microtus ochrogaster (prairie vole)
Lineage: Eukaryota; Metazoa; Chordata; Mammalia; Rodentia; Cricetidae
Gene: Atf7ip2
Product: activating transcription factor 7 interacting protein 2
Biological process (GO): regulation of DNA-templated transcription
Cellular component (GO): transcription regulator complex; nucleus
Molecular function (GO): transcription coregulator activity; protein binding
Source: RefSeq, a predicted model, not a curated record
AUGGAAAGUCCAGAAAGAAAAAGACAGAAAGUUUUAAAGGCCAAAAAAACAAUGCCUGCAAGUUGCCGGAAGCAGUUGGAGAUCCUGAACAUGUCAAAGAAUCUUGAAGCUUCAAAAUCAACAGUUGGAACUGUUGAAAAUGGCCAUAAUCAAAAGAAGAUGUUUUCAGAAAACAAAGAAAAUGUUAAGCUCAUAAAAGCUUCAGAUCAAAUUAAAGAAAAUGGUUGUGUAGCUCUGGAAAGGCAUACAGCACUACUAGAACAGGUUAAACAUUGGAUUCGACAGGAAAUCUACACGAUAAAUUGUAACCUAUUUGAUAAAAAACUGAAUGAACUUAAUGAACGCAUUGGGAAGACCCAGUGCAAGCAUAAGCAUGAAGCAAUAGCUGGUGAGCUCGUUGUGAAAAUCAGAAGGCUUCAAAGACGUAUUAAAAAAGUAUUAUCAUCUCAAGAAAAUUGUUUGGAACCAAACACAUUACCCAAUAAUACAGUCUGUAAGAUUACAGAUUCAGAGACCAUGAAUUGGAGUGUUAAAAGCCUAAGUAAAAGAACACCUUCUGUGAACCCUGAUCCUUGUAACUCUUCAGAAAAAGCAACUAGAAGGGUUAAUUUAUCUUCAGCUUGUGUCCAGUUUGUUUCUGAAAGUAACACUGAUGAUGUUAUGUUAAUUUCUGUGGAAAAACCCAAUUUGGCAACUCCAAUUACAUCAGUUUCAACAGAAUUUGGAAAAAACAGAUCAAAGAAAUUGAGCAACUCAUCUAAUACCAUAAUUGAAGUUGGGGCUGAAGAGAAGAAACCUGAUUUUGUUAUUGACUUGACAAGAGAUGGCCUGUCCAGCAACAGCAUAGAAAGCCCAGCAUUCACCCUGAAGUCAUCUUCGAAAGCUGUUUUAAGAUCAAACGAAAUAAUCCCAGUGGCAGAAAAUGGAGAUGAGGGUUUUGAUUCAUUUGAACACCUGCCACCUCUCCCAGAGCCGUCACCACCACUCUCUGAGAUGGCAGACAAAAUCCAAGACACUCUUCCUCCCCAAAAGCCUGAGCUGAGAGUGAAGCGGGUGUUGAAGCCCCCAGGCAUUGCCCUGGCAUGGAACGUCCCCAAGGUCAACCCCAAGUGUGCUCCGGUGGAGAGCUACCACCUCUUCCUGUGCUACGAGAACUCCAAUCAUUUGACUUGGAGGAAAAUUGCAGAAAUUCAAGCUUUACCGCUCCCAAUGGCCUGCACUGUAUCUCAGUUUUUAGCUUCCAACAGAUACUAUUUUACUCUUCAAUCAAAAGACAUUUUUGGGCGAUAUGGACCAUUUUGUAAUAUAAAGUCUCUUCCUGGGUUUUCUGAAAACCUCACCUAA